CUUUUAAAGUCAGUGGGUACCGUAGUUUAAUGCAUGUAAAGAAAUAACACGCUAUUUGUUAUUUUUUAUAGAGUGGUAAGGCGAUAUUUUGUGUCUCUGGAUUGGUUCUGAGGCGGGGCAGGUUGGCGGACGAGUUGAAGGUUACAUAUAGAGCGGAAGUGCUAAGCACUUCCUUUUCCUAUAGGAGCCGCCGGGUUGAGAGGAGCGUGGCCCUCUCCUCUCCCCGCGAUGGCGUGUGCUCGUCCAUUAAUAUCUGUGUACUCCGAAAAGGGGGAAUCAUCUGGCAAAAAUGUUACUUUGCCUGCUGUGUUCAAGGCUCCCAUUCGACCUGAUAUCGUGAACUUUGUUCACACCAACUUGCGCAAAAACAACAGACAGCCAUAUGCGGUCAGUGAAUUAGCAGGUCAUCAAACCAGUGCUGAGUCUUGGGGUACUGGCAGAGCUGUGGCUCGAAUUCCCAGAGUUCGAGGCGGAGGGACUCACCGUUCUGGCCAGGGUGCUUUUGGAAAUAUGUGUCGUGGGGGCCGCAUGUUUGCACCAACCAAAACCUGGCGCCGUUGGCAUCGCAGAGUGAACACAACACAGAAGCGAUAUGCCAUCUGCUCUGCCCUGGCUGCCUCAGCCUUACCUGCACUGGUCAUGUCUAAAGGUCAUCGUAUUGAGGAAGUUCCUGAACUUCCUUUGGUGGUUGAAGAUAAAGUUGAAGGCUACAAGAAGACCAAGGAGGCUGUUCUGCUUCUUAAGAAACUUAAAGCCUGGAAUGAUAUCAAAAAGGUCUAUGCCUCUCAGCGAAUGAGAGCUGGCAAGGGCAAAAUGAGAAACCGUCGUCGUAUCCAGCGCAGGGGACCCUGCAUCAUCUACAAUGAAGACAAUGGUAUCAUCAAGGCCUUCAGAAACAUCCCUGGAAUUACUUUACUUAAUGUGAGCAAACUGAACAUUUUGAAACUUGCUCCUGGUGGGCAUGUGGGACGUUUCUGCAUUUGGACUGAAAGUGCUUUCCGCAAGUUAGACGAUCUGUAUGGCACUUGGCGUAAGGCUGCCUCCCUCAAGAGUAACUACAACCUUCCCAUGCAUAAGAUGCUUAAUACAGAUCUUAGCAGAAUCUUGAAAAGUCCAGAGAUCCAAAGAGCCCUCCGAGCACCACGCAAGAAGAUUCAUCGCAGAGUUCUGAAGAAGAAUCCACUGAAGAACCUGAGAAUCAUGUUGAAGCUAAACCCAUAUGCAAAGACCAUGCGCCGGAAUACCAUUCUUCGCCAGGCCAAGAAUCACAAACUCCGAAUGGAUAAGGCAGCAGCAGCCUUAGAAGCCAAAUCAGAUGAGAAGGGGGUUCCAAGCAAGAAGCCUGUGGUAGGGAAGAAAGGAAAGAAGGCUAUUGGUAUGAAGAAGCAGAAGAAACCUGUGGUGGGGAAAAAGGCUGCAGCUACCAAGAAACCAGCAGCUGACAAGAAGCCUGCAGAAAAGAAACCCACUGCGGAGAAGCCUGCUGCCUAAAAACUUAGGUUUAUUCUAUAAAAGUCAAAUCAUUUUGGACAGCUAAUUUUGAAUAAAGACCUGAUCACAGCCAGUGAGAAACACGA
Messenger RNA from Neomonachus schauinslandi (Hawaiian monk seal), 1577 nucleotides. RefSeq names its product ribosomal protein L4 (gene RPL4). Gene Ontology annotation, molecular function: RNA binding; structural constituent of ribosome. Gene Ontology annotation, biological process: translation. The transcript is spliced from 10 exons. Gene Ontology annotation, cellular component: cytosolic large ribosomal subunit; ribosome. The record is from RefSeq and is a predicted model, not a curated record. The coding region runs from base 229 to 1491 and encodes 420 amino acids. NCBI's taxonomy places the organism in Eukaryota, Metazoa, Chordata, Mammalia, Carnivora, Phocidae.